AUGGCCUCGAAGUUUCUCCGAGAAUACAAGCUGGUCGUAGUCGGUGGCGGUGGUGUCGGAAAGUCGUGUUUGACCAUCCAGCUGAUCCAGAGCCACUUUGUCGACGAGUAUGACCCGACGAUUGAAGACUCGUACCGCAAGCAGUGUGUCAUCGACGACGAGGUUGCGCUGCUCGAUGUGCUCGACACGGCCGGACAGGAGGAGUACUCGGCCAUGCGCGAGCAGUACAUGCGCACAGGAGAGGGCUUCCUGCUCGUCUACUCGAUAACGGACCGCCAGAGCUUCGAGGAAAUCAUGACAUUCCAACAGCAAAUCCUCAGAGUCAAGGACAAGGACUAUUUCCCCAUGAUCGUCGUGGGCAACAAGUGCGAUCUCGACGGCGAGAGGCAAGUCUCAACACAAGAGGGCCAAACCCUGGCGCGGAACUUUGGCUGCAAGUUCAUCGAGACAUCGGCCAAAUCACGCAUCAACGUGGAUAACGCCUUCUACGACAUUGUACGAGAAAUCCGCAGAUACAACAAGGAAAUGUCAUCAUACACGGGCCCUGGCUCAAACGGCAACGGCCCUCAGAAGACGACGUUUGACACGGACGACCAGGCGGAGAAGAAGGGCUGCUGCUGCGCCGUCAUGUAA
Exserohilum turcica Et28A is the source of this 633-nucleotide messenger RNA. RefSeq lists its product as uncharacterized. Gene Ontology annotation, biological process: signal transduction. Gene Ontology annotation, molecular function: GTP binding; GDP binding; GTPase activity. The record is from RefSeq and is a predicted model, not a curated record. The transcript has 4 exons. Gene Ontology annotation, cellular component: plasma membrane. Lineage: Eukaryota; Fungi; Ascomycota; Dothideomycetes; Pleosporales; Pleosporaceae. Bases 1 to 633 code for a protein of 210 amino acids.